UAAGCGUGAGGUAUCUGUUAUGGAAAUAGAUCGACAAAACUCAAAGAUAUCUAGCAUAUAAGGUGGAUUGGUGUCGAAUAACGGCAACAGUUGGCUCAGUAAAUGCUACGAAAUAGAAUGAAAGUCGUGAUAUCUCUUGGAUUUUUAUUGUUUUGUCAAUAUGCAUUGAUCGAGGCUCAGCAAUUCGUGGCGCCCGACCCUGAAGACGAUGACACUGAAACAAUAUUGGAUGGAAGUAGUCUAUAUACGGGCAACAUCAGUCUUUGCAAAAAUGUUGCCAAUAGAAUUUUUCUGCCGCAUGUAGGAGACUGUAAAAAGUAUUAUCUCUGCUGGGAUGGCGAGGCUAUAGAGAAGCAGUGCAAUAACAACUACGAGUUCAAUGCUCGCAAUCAAAGUUGCGGCUAUCCGAAUAAAGCAAACUGUAUGCCCAAAUGUGAAUCCUUUAAUCUAACGAGCUUUGGCUAUGAUCGCACCUGCACCAAAUACGUGCUCUGCUAUUACGGCAUUCCAGUUCUGAGGGAAUGCCAGGACGGAUUGCAGUACAAUGCCGAUACGGAUCGCUGCGAUUUCCCUCAAUAUGUGGACUGUGUGGACAACGAGUGCAUGCGAUUGAGUGAGUCUACGGAACUCCUGUUCUUGCCCAGCAAGGCUUCGUGCUCCAAAUAUUUCCUAUGUGCAAAAGGUGUUGCCAUGAAUUACACCUGUGCAGAAGGAUUGUAUUUCAGUACCGAUUGCAAUUGCUGUGAUUAUCCCAAUAAGUCGCAGUGUCAAGUUACAUCGUUGAAACGCAACAUUGAACCCUUUGCCCGGAUGCCACUGCGAAGCGCUGAUAUCGUCUGUCCACGCCAUGGAGCUCACUUCUACGCCCAUAAGUCGAGGCGUGAUGCCUACUAUUAUUGCAUUGAGGGCCAUGGCGUUACCUUGGAUUGUACGCCCGGCUUGUGGUAUGAUGCAGAUGUUCAAGAAUGUCGCGAACCCGAAAAUAUCCUGAAUAUCUCUAAACCAAGCCAUCGGCGCAUUCACGCAACACUGGCUCUCCGGCAAAGCAGAGAACGUACUUGGUGCAGGUGCGAUCGUAGCAGAAGGAGCUCAGUCCCUGGGCUGGGCAUGUGGGCAGGCAGCGCACCUCAGAGACGUCCACACAUUGCUGAUCGCGUGCAUCGAAGAAAUAGCCACUGCUGCAUGUCCGAGGCACAGCUUUGCCGGCUAUCGAAGGUGUUAAAUACGUUUUUAUGUAUGAAAUUUAUUUUUGGAUUGGCGAUUUUUGGCUUGCUGCAAUGCGCGCGGGCAAGAUUCUACCUGAAGCCUAUGCAGCAGUCGGAAGAAAUCGUAGCACCCGAUCCUGAAGACAAUGACAUCGAUCCUAAUGGACCCCUCCACUCAUUAGUUAUGAACGACAUAAAUCUGUGCGCCAAUAUGGCAGACAAUUCCUUGCUGCCCUACAUAGGCAACUGCUCCCACUAUAUCUCCUGCAAGGGUGGCAAAAUCGCCAGUUACAGCAGCUGCUAUGAAGGCGAUGCCUUUAAAGAGCUUUGCGGUGAGAAUGACCCAAACUGUAAACUCGCUUUUGAUUACAAAUACCAGGCCUGCACCUAUGCCGACGAUGAGGAUCUCAAGUGCCUGCCCGAAUGUGAAGACUACAAGCUGACCAGCUUUUGCUACGAUCGCACUUGCAGCAAAUACGUGCUCUGCUAUUACGGAAUUCCGGUCUUAAGGGAAUGCUAUGAUGGAUUGCAAUACAAUGCGCAGACGGAUCGCUGCGAUUUCCCUGAAUAUGUGGACUGUGUGGAAAACGAUUGUCCUCAAGAAAAGUCGCUCUCAAACAUCCUCUAUCUGCCCAGCAAGGCACAAUGUAGCAAAUAUUUUAUCUGCUCUAAUGGCAUGCCCUGGCCUCAAGAGUGUGCCAAUGGACUAGUGUUUAAUCCCAAGUGCAAUUGCUGUGAUUAUGCGAGCAAAGUCGAAUGCACAGAAACGGUGCAGCAGCGCAACAUUCAGCCCUAUUCCCGCUCACCUCCUCGACGAGCUGAUAUCAUCUGCCCAGACACUGGCGUUCACUUCUAUCCUCACAAUUCGAGACAAGACUCAUACUACUAUUGCGUGGAGGGGCAGGGCAUCACCUUGGAUUGCACGCCCGGUUUGUUGUACGACUCCAAGAUACACGAAUGUCGUGAUCCCAAAUAUAUUCAGAUCUAA
Drosophila hydei is the source of this 2193-nucleotide messenger RNA. RefSeq lists its product as uncharacterized. The coding region runs from base 103 to 2193 and encodes 696 amino acids. Gene Ontology annotation, cellular component: extracellular region. The record is from RefSeq and is a predicted model, not a curated record. Gene Ontology annotation, molecular function: chitin binding. NCBI's taxonomy places the organism in Eukaryota, Metazoa, Arthropoda, Insecta, Diptera, Drosophilidae. The transcript has 8 exons.